Messenger RNA from Lycium ferocissimum, 2198 nucleotides. RefSeq names its product nuclear transcription factor Y subunit A-10-like. Lineage: Eukaryota; Viridiplantae; Streptophyta; Magnoliopsida; Solanales; Solanaceae. The transcript is spliced from 5 exons. Gene Ontology annotation, biological process: regulation of transcription by RNA polymerase II. Gene Ontology annotation, molecular function: DNA-binding transcription factor activity, RNA polymerase II-specific; RNA polymerase II cis-regulatory region sequence-specific DNA binding. The record is from RefSeq and is a predicted model, not a curated record. Bases 828 to 1760 code for a protein of 310 amino acids.
UCCCUUCUUCUUUUUUUUUUUUUCAAGAAUAUUGACUUUUUUCUACUAUGGCUGGUGAAAAAAAUUGUUCUUUAUGUUGUACCAUUUCUGGUUAAAAUUCAAGAUUGGUUGUAUAUUUUGAUUUUACUUGUAUGGUGUUUGUGUUUUUUUUUUUUUUUUUUUUUUUUUUUGUUCUUUGACACAUGCCAUUUUUGUGAUCUUUGUCUGAUUAUCUUAUUGUUAUUGCUUAUUUCUAUGAGAAUUUUUGUUCUGGUGUUUUUUUUAUGUGGGCUUAUUUAAAUUUUCCUCUUUUUUAGCUUUUCUUUCCAUUCAAUAAUGAAGAAAAGAUAAAACUUGUUUUCAAGAGUUUUUUAACUUAGCAAUUGAGUGUAGCUUAGUGGUCAAUUUAAGUGGUGUUGAGAACUAUGAGGCCUCAGGUUUAAAUUUUUGAGGUGGUUUCUUCUUAUCUGUCCAACAAGCCUCCGUGGAUAGUUACUUGGUACCUGUGGCAGGUACCAAUAAAAUUCAAGUUGUGCGCAAACUGUCCCGGACACCAGGUUUUUAAAAAAAGAUUUUUUUUUUCCAAUUGCAAGUUUUCCAAGUUCUUUUUUUUUUUUUUUUUCCUUUUUGUUUAUUUCAAGAUGAGAUUGUUGAAUUUUAUUAUAUUGUGAAUUUUGGAUUUUUGGGUUAAGUUUUAGAACUUCUCUUAUAUUAUAUCUUGAGGCUCUAUUUUCAAGGCAACUUAUGAAAUAUUUAUUUGCUUUAGUUUAUUGAGCUGCAGGGACAUCCUUUUAGAUUUUCAAGAAAAAAGAGUUGUGGAUUGCUUUUGAGGUUGCAUCUAUAUAAUCAUGCAUACUACUGGUGGAAAUCCUGUUGCAACAAUGUACACUACUCCUUGGUGGGGUAAUGGACUUGUGUCUCAAUCUGUGGGAUAUGCUGAGCCUUUUGGACAGUUGAAAUCUGCAUCUGUGGAGCAACAGCAGCCUAAGGGGAAUCCAACUGAGUUCACUAUUUUCUCUGUAUCUCCUUCAGGUAACUGCAAAUCAUCAGCAAACGGGCAAAAAAUUUCGAACAGUCAGGCUAAUAACUCUGUUCACUUAGCUAAUAUGGACUACCGAGGUCACUUUGAGCUAGGAUUUGGUCAGCCCCUGAUUUCUGCAAAAUAUCCUUAUGGCGAGCAAUGCGUUGGGCUAUUUUCAGCUUACGGUCCUCAUCUUUCGGGCCGCAUUAUGCUACCGUUGAAUUUGGCAUCUGAUGAGGGUCCAAUAUUUGUAAAUGCCAAGCAGUAUCAUGGGAUACUGAGGCGCCGAAAGUUCCGGGCUAAGGAAAUGGAGAAAAAGGCUCUUAAACCACGCAAGCCAUACUUGCACCUCUCUCGCCAUCUCCAUGCUUUGCGCCGACCUAGGGGCUGUGGUGGCCGCUUCUUGAACACGAGGAACGUGAACGGAACUAUGAAGGGUGGAAAAACCACCGAUACAUUCAAGGCGGGUGACGUUCGAAAUUUUUACCCCACCGGGUCCCAAAACUCUGAAUUGCUGCAGUCCGACAGCAGCAAUAUGAGCUCACCAAAAGAAACAAAUGGCAGCAGGUUCUGCGAUUCGUCCGGGGUUACUAACAUGUGCUCUAGGGGAAAUCUUGAUCCUUUUUUGUUCCAGAACCUGAGGCCCCCUCAGGAUCCUCAGGUUCAGGCAAUACCAGACAUGAUGAAUACCGGACACGGUAUUUGCAUGGCCGGUAAGUGGUUUUGCACAGCAGAUAGCUGUUGCAACCUCAAAGUUUGAUAGCCUCGGCUUCCAUGCUGCAACCUAAUGCAUUUAGUUGCUUGCAAUGGCGGAUCAUCCUUGGCUAUCAUGGGCAGUUCAUCCUUGGCUUGGCAUUAACGCAGCUGCCUCUACUAUCUUUCUAUUGCUAACGAGCAACGUGGAUGGUAAGAGGCGCUAAAGCCUUAAUGCCACUUUAAUUUUCAGCACUUUGUAAGAUAAAUAAACUUGUUUUGGGUAAGUUGAUGAUGACCCUGUUGAUCGGGUCUGUGAUGUUGCAGUGUGUUUGGAUUACUGUUGUAAUGUUGGUUUGUAAAAAUACAGUGAUGUGUGAUUGAACUUGAUCCAGAUAAUGUGCAAUUUGGGUGUGUUUUCAGACAGGGACAAGUUUAUGUUUAUACAGUAUUUUGUACAUUGGAACUGCAGAUUCUUUUUGAAAUGAUUGCAACUGUCAUGUCA